This is a messenger RNA of Trichoderma reesei QM6a, 2349 nucleotides long. RefSeq lists its product as uncharacterized. Gene Ontology annotation, molecular function: RNA binding. NCBI's taxonomy places the organism in Eukaryota, Fungi, Ascomycota, Sordariomycetes, Hypocreales, Hypocreaceae. The transcript has 4 exons. The record is from RefSeq and is a predicted model, not a curated record. Bases 1 to 2349 code for a protein of 782 amino acids.
AUGGUUGCUGCUGCUGCGUCGCUUCCCGGCGGGACGGCCGACGCCCCUGCCAUCGAUCCUUCCCUCGCGUCUGCUGGUGAGCCCGACGAGGUCGUAGAUGAUGACAGCUUCAGCGAUGCCUACGGCGAAGAGACAGAGGACGUGGCCGUAGAGCCGCCGCGGCAGGAGCUCGUCGACAACAACGACGACUACGCCAAGACGUUUGACUCUCCUAUCGGCCCCGAGGAGGGGGAAGACCAAGAUGUAUCAUCAGUACCACGAGAAUCCAACGAGAUCUCAUCAUCAUCCAUUAUAGCCGAGCAUUUGACUAGUCGCCCAUCAGACGUCUCUCAUCCCGCUGCUGAUCCAUCCGCGUCUGCUGCUGUCCCAGCUGCUGCUCAGAACCCAUCUCUCUCUACCGCACAGCCCGCAGCCGGCCCUGAGUCCGCCAUGUCGCAGUCGAGCGAUGCACCCUCUCCCAUCCAGUCCGUGGCUCAGUCCACGCCGCCCGGAGCUGGCCCUGCCAGGCGAGCCUCCGAGGCCUCUUCAUCCCUUGACAUCCAACAGCUCGUGGCCGACCUCACUGCCCAUCCCGCUGAGUCCGGCCCAGAGAACCCUGACCCAACGCCGGCUCCUCGCGCGACGGCUGAUGUCCCGGAGGCAUCCAACCCAAUCCCCUCAACCACUACUGCCAACACUACCACAAUUCCUACUGCUCUGCCAUCUUCCUCGUCUCUCCCGCCGCGCCCUCCCCUGCCGCAAGCCGCUCCCCCAUCGUAUGCUUCUUCGCACCAUCCUCCCGGAGCCAAUUCCAAUGUCUCAGGAGGCGCCGGCGCUCCCUCCACUUUUACUCAUGCUGAUGCGGACUAUCAGCGACAGUGGGAUCAGUUCAUGGCCGAUGAGCGACAGUACAUGUCGGAGGCCAAUUUCUCGUGUUGCUUCCCAUUUCCAACCUUCCAAGUGUAUACGCGCUCGUACAUGCUAAUGAUUCCUGUAGGAAAUCUUUCCAGCGACAAGGUUUCAAAGCGUGAUGUGUUUGACAUAUUCCACAAAUAUGGUAGGCUGGCCCAGAUCUCUCUCAAGUCGGCGUAUGGCUUCGUUCAGUAUCACACUGUCGAGGAAGGCCGUAACGCUCUGGAACACCUCCAGGGCAUGGAAGUGAAAGGCCGGCGCAUUCAUUUGGAAAUCUCCCGGCUCCAGGAUAAGUCCAAGAAGGAAAGAAACCGUAGUUCGGAACGGACUCGAGGACGCGAGACUGGCCGUAGAGGGGAAAAGUUCCGUGACGAUAACCGACCACCGCGCAAUCACUCGCCUCGUCGCAACGAAUACUAUGGUAGAGCAGAUAGGGGCAACAGGACCGAUGCCUACGGCCGCGACCGAGGAUACUACGACUCGGACAGAGACCGUGGCCGCUCGCGAUCUCCCAACGGGUAUGCCAGAAACGACAAGGACUCUUACCGCAGGAGAAGCCCCAGCCCCUACAAUCGGGCGCGGCAUGAGCCGGAGCUUGAUCUACCGCGCCGAUACGGUGCAGACGUUCCAGACGUGCAAAUCAUUAUGCAGCCAGACGUUAACCGGGACUUUGGCACUUGGGUCGAGGGAGCCUUCAAGGCCAAAGGACUGAGGACCAACGUCAUGUAUCUUCACCCGCGGUUUCCAAAGGACCAGGUCAUCCAACGACAGGCGGCCGAGGGUGUGCACGGGGUUGUAGACCUGGAUGUCCGCGCCCAGAGCGUGGGCCGGAUCCCCGUUCACUCAUUCGAUCGGUCUGGCGGCAUCCACAACGUCCGCUUCGAGCAAUACGUCGACCUGGAGCCCAGCACAGCGGCCGAGGUCAUCCUGCGAGCCAAGGCAUCUGGCACAGCGGGCUACGGCCAGCCAUAUGGAGGAGGCGGCGGAUAUGCCGCGCAGACGCAGCAGUAUGGUGCACAGGUCCCGCAACCCCCUCACGUAGCUGCGUAUCCUGGUCUGCAGCAGCCCGGCUCGUAUCCACCGCAGCCCACGCCAUCAGCCGCCGACCUCGCGGCGCUCAUCGGCCAGGUGGACAACAACACGCUGCAGAGGCUCCUGUCCACCAUUCAGGCCGGAUCUGCGGGAGCCAUGCCCGGCGGACUAGCUAAGCCGGCUGCGCCAGCGGCCAAUGCACACGCGCCAGUUGAUCUCCAGGCGAUACUGGGCUCUCUUGGCGGAGGAGCAGCACCGCAGCAGCACCAUGGAGCGCAUCCCCAGAUGCCGUACGGCGUGCCCUACGGUGGUGGCCAGCAUGCACCCGUCCCUCCCGUGGGUGUUGCACCGCAGGCCGCAGGCACCGGCGACGCAGCGACUCAGGUGCAGAACAUCAUGGCCCAGCUGGCUCGUUAUCGCCAAUAA